Molecule: messenger RNA, 4084 nt
Organism: Phyllostomus discolor (pale spear-nosed bat)
Lineage: Eukaryota; Metazoa; Chordata; Mammalia; Chiroptera; Phyllostomidae
Product: zinc finger protein OZF-like
Exons: 4
Coding region: 66-1817 (583 amino acids)
Biological process (GO): negative regulation of transcription by RNA polymerase II
Molecular function (GO): DNA-binding transcription repressor activity, RNA polymerase II-specific
Source: RefSeq, a predicted model, not a curated record
UCCGGCUUCUUCUGGCGGACAUAUUGACCUCGUCCAUCUCUUCCAGUCAGGGCUUCCCUAGCGCUAUGUCUGGCCAGAAGCGGCGGAACAGGUGUGGUCCCUGCUGUGCGGAGAUGGCUGGCGAUCUAAGACUGCAGGUUGCGCACCCUGAAAGAUGGUCUUGUAUUCCAUUUCGAAAGUACCCAUUUAAAAAGGAAAGGAAAACGGAUAUGAGCUUUGCAGACGUGGCCAUUGCCUUCUCCCAGGAGGAGUGGGGGCUCCUUGAUGAGGCUCAGAGACUUCUGUACUGCGAUGUGAUGCUAGAAAUCUUUGUCCUUCUAGCAUCUGUGGGUUGUUGGCAUAAAAAGGAAGAUGAGGAGGCCCCUUGUGAGCCGAGUGUAUAUGUACACGAAGAGUCACAGGGUGGGGUUUCUAAGACAUCUCCAGCAACUCAGAAAACCCUUCCUUGUCAGCAGUGUGUCUCAGUCUUGAGAGCCAUAUUGAACCUGACUGAGUUCCAGGCAGUGUACCUUGGGCAGAAAGCAUUCUUCAGUGACGCCAGUUUCAGUGCAAACCUUCACCAUCAACAGAGGCCUUCCAGUGGAGAGAAGCCUUGGGAAGGAUAUAUAAACAGGGCCCCUUUCACCGAUAGUGAGGUUACAGAAGAAUUUCCAGCCAUCUCAAGCUUUCUUCCGUACCAGGGCACUCCUAACGGUCAGGAGCAAUUCAGUGGGCAGGCCUUGCCUGGUGAAUGUGAAGAAACUUCUGGCCACACCAAGGAAUAUGUUCAACAACAUAGUGUCUGUUCUGGAAAAGAGCUUUACAAGGGUACCAAAUGUGGAAAGGCUUUCACACAAAUUUUUAACCUCAUUCCACAUAGGAGAGUUCACACUGGAGAAAAGUUGCUUGUUUGUGGUGAUUGUGGGAGGUCCUUCAGACAUAGAUCUAACCUUUGUCAACAUAGGAAAAUUCACAGUGAGGAAAAGCAGCAUGAGUGCACUGUCUGUGGGAAGCAUUUUCACUACAAAUUUACCCUUGUUCAACAUCAGAGAAUUCACACUGGUGAAAAGCCUUAUGAGUGUAAUGAAUGUGGGAAAUUUUUCAGAAAAAAGGGUAAGCUCACUGAUCACCUCAGAUGUCACACUGGUGAAAGGCCUUUUGAGUGUUGUGAAUGUGGGAAAUCUUUUCGUUGUAAACAUCACCUCCAGAGACAUGGGAGAAUUCAUGCGAGAGAGAUGCCUUAUGAGUAUAGUGAAUUUGGGAAAUCUUUUAAUCAUCGGAGGUGUUCUAUUAAACGUCGUCGAGUUCAUGCUCUAGAAAAACCGUAUGAGUGUGGUGAAUGUGGGAAAUAUUUUCGUCGCAAAUACCAAUUUUUUAAACAUAAGACAGUUCACACUGGGGAAAAGCCCUUUGAGUGUAUUGAUUGUGGGAAGUCCUUCAGGCUAACCUCUGGCCUCCUUCAACACCAGAGAAUUCACACUGGAGAAAAGCCCUUUGAAUGUAGUAUUUGUGGGAAGGCCUUUAAACAAAAAUCUGCCCUCAUUCAACACCAGAGAAUUCACACUGGAGAAAAGCCCUUUGUGUGCAAUGAGUGUGGGAAGUCCUUCAAUCAGAAAUCUGCCCUCAUUCAACACCAAAGAAUUCACACUGGAGAAAAGCCUUUUGAGUGUCAUGAUUGUGGGAAAUGUUUCAGACAAAGCAGUAAGCUCAUUGAUCACCGCAGAGGUCACACUGGGGAAAGGCCUUAUGAGUGUAGUGAGUGUGGGAGGUGUUUUAGACAAAGCUCUAGCCUUUCCCUACACCAGAAAGUUCAUAGUAGAGAAAAUCCAAACAAGUGAAGCAAAUGUGGGAAUAAAUUUGGACAAUUUUUAAAAAAUUCAUUUUAGGAGGAAAAAGAGAGAGAGAACAGGUCUUUACACAGUAUACCCUUGGUCUGUCACAGAUUCCAAGUUUUCUCCUAGUUGUUAUAAAACUAAAACUUAAAAAAAACAAAACAAAAAACCCCCAUCAAAAUUAGAAGUCCUGAGCUGUUUUUACAAUGUAUUUGCUUAUCAAAUCACAAUGUACAUUAUAAAUAUUAUACAGGUUUGUUCAUUUUACCUUAGUAAAGAUGAAGAAAGAUUGAAGUCACACCUACACAGUCAUAAUAUGAGAUAAUGUUGAGAAAUAAAUCUGGGAGAAAAAAGAUCACAGAACAAAAGUAAACAAUAUACUACUUGAUUUACAUUGCCUUGGAGAUAAUGCACUUUGUAUUUGGAGAAGCAAAGAUUAGUUGUCGGGAGUUGUGGGGUGAUCAAUAAGUGUAUUACCAGAGGUCACAUUGGUGCCAGGGGCCAUAUAUUUUGGCACAUUAAUGUUUAUACUUCCUACUCUGGUAACUAAUUAGACAUUUCUUAAUAUCAUAUUGAAGGAUAGCCAUUUAUUUUUUAAUACUACUUUUUAGAACCAAACUGGAAUUAACAAGGUGAUGGUAGGGGCUGAGUGUAGUAUGUGUGUACCUUGUACUGUUUUGCCAUGUCUGCAAAUAAUAGGGUAUAGCCUGGUAUGAGAAGUGAAAACACCACACCUGUGGAGCUUCAAUAAAGAUAGCUGAUUUGUCCCUGUAAGUGAGUGGACUACAUGGCCAUUAGGGCUAAUGAGCAUACAUUUUGCGAAGGGAGCUCAAGGCUUUCUGAACUUUUUGCUAUUUUAAGAAAGCCAUUGGACCCUGGCUGGUGUGGCUCCUUGGAUUGAGCACUGGCCUGCAAACCAAAAGGUCACCACUUUGACUCUCAGUGAGGAUACAAUCCUGGGCUGUCAACCUGGUCACCAGUUGGGUGCAUGUGAGAGGAAACCAAUCUGUUUCUCUCCUCUCUAAAAAUUGUUUUUAAAAAAUGCCAUUGGUUUUUUCAUCUACAAAAGAUUGGGUGGUAGUGUAUAUUUUUAGUCAGAGGUAACACUUUACAAAGUUAUUUUAUACCUUAUUAAGUUGGAUGACAUUGAGAUCAUUCAGGGUUGGAAACAAAGUCACUUUUUUAGCUUUCCCUGGUGGGGCUCAUUUCAUUGGGUGUCCUGUAAAGCCAAAAUCUACCAAUUGGAUUCUCAUUCAGGGCAUAUGACUGGGUUGUGGAUUCUGUCCCAGAUCAGGGCCGGUAUGAAAGGCAACCAAUCAAUGUUUCUUUCUCCUUUCCACUCUGUAAAAGUAAGUUAAAUCGUUUGAAAAUAAAUUUACCUGCCUCAUGUGGCCUAGUGGGUUGAGUGCUGACCUGUGAACCAGAAGGUUGCCAAUUGAAUUCCCAACCUGGGCACAUGCCUGGGUUUUUGGCCAGGUCUGCAGUAGUGGGUGGGUGAGAGGCAACUACACAUUGCUGUUUCUAUCCCUUUCUCCCUCCCACCCCCCUCAAAAUUAAAAAAAAAAAAAAAAAAAAGCAUACUCUAAAAUCUAACCAUUUACACAAUGAGAACUCUCCAAUGUCAAAAGGGUGUAGAUGCCCUGGCUGGUGUGGCUGGAUUGAGUGCCAGCCCAUGUGUAUUGAGCACAGGCCUAUGAAUAAAAGGAUCACCAGUUCAAUUCCUGACCAGGGCAUGUACCUGGGUUAUGGGCCGAGUCCCCAGUUGGCACGUCCCAGUUGGCACGUGAGAGUCAACCGAUGUUUCUCUGCCUCUUCCUUCCCCUCUCUGAAAGUAAAUAAAAUCUUAAAAAAAAAAAAAAAAGAUUGUAGACAUUCAGCUAAAGAUUUCCCAUGUUCACACCACACUUGAAGCCUCCAGAAAGUUUAUCUCCUAUGGAAACUGGUGAUAUAAAGGAAAAAGGAUGGAAAAAGAAUUUUGCAUACUGCCUGUACUUAUAAGGCCUUUAGCUAGAGUGAAAUCUCUGAAUAUAAUGGAGCUUAGUGCUAUAAAAAACACUUUUGAUAUUGCAUGUAUGUAUAAAACCUACCACCUGUGACUUCAGAGAAGAUAAAUGUCUAGAAGUAAAACACUUCCCUAAUUUUCUUGUAAGAACUGAGUGAUUGUGAAUACUCUUAUGACAACAGAGGCCAUGACUACUGGUAAAAUAUUCCCCAUACAACACUCAGAAAGCAUUGCAGUGUAAACUCCUCAUGAUAACAGGAGUUACUGAUGG